AUGGUGGCACCGGCUACAGAGACCGUGACGAUGGAGGCGGCGGCAAUGGUGGCGGUGGGUGCCAGGACCGCGGCGUUGGCUUCAAUGCGACUUGCUUCUGGGCUGAGACCACGCGCGGUGCCGCCGUGCCGGAGGCUCCCCUCGAUGCUCUCCUCCGCCGUCAGGCACGGGCUCAAACGGCGAUUCCGUCCUCUUGCCUCGCCAGCAAAGGCUCCCGCUUCCCCUUCCGCGGCGCAUCGCCGCAGCUCUCAUGCGGACGCCUCGCCCGCCUCGCACGCGUCGCUGCUCCUCCGGCUGCGGUCGGGCCCCGCCCUCGCCGAGACCCGGCGGCUGCACGCCGCGGUGCUCGUCGGCGGCCAUCACCACGGCGCGGUCCUCUCAGCUCAGCUGGUGCACGUGUACUCUAAGCUCGGGCAGAUCGAGCACGCGCUUCGCCUGCUCGACGGAAUGCCCAGGAGGAACUCCUUCGCGUGGAACGCCGCGAUCAAGGGCCUCGUCGACGCGGAACGGUUCUCCGAGGCGCUGGAGACGUACCGGGCGAUGGUCGACGAUGGCUCGGUUGCGGCGGAUGGUUUCACGUGCCCGCCCGUCAUCAAGGCGUGCGCCGCGCUCGGAGCGGUUGAUCAGGGCCGGAUGAUCAGAGAGCAUGUGGAGGCAUCCGUUGCCUGUGGCGACACUAUGCCCAACGUGUUUGUGCAGUGCGCGCUCGUGGACAUGUUUGCCAAGUGUGGGUGCUUGGGCGAGGCGAGGAGUGUUUUCGAGAGCAUGCAGCAAAGGGAUGUGGCCGCGUGGACUGCGAUGAUCGGAGGAGCCGUGCAUGCAGGAGAUUGGCUCGAUGCGAUGUGUUUGUUUAAUAGGAUGAGAUCAGAAGGGUUCCGGGCUGAUUCGGUGAUCGUUGCCACUGUCAUCCCAGCAUGUGGCAGGAUGAAAGAGUUGCGAGCUGGAACGGCGUUGCAUGGAUGCGCGGUAAGAUGUGGAGUUGCUGAUGAUAACUGUGUUUCUAAUGCUCUGGUUGAUAUGUACUGCAAGUGUGGCUGUCUGGAGAUGGCUGAUUACUUGUUCCGUUCUAUCGAUUUCAAGGAUGUCGUCUCUUGGAGUACAUUGAUUGCGGGGUAUUCGCAGAAUGGAAUGUAUCAUGCGAGUGUCAGUUUGUUUACUGAAAUGGUUGCUUCAAGGUUAAAACCAAAUUCCAAUACCAUGGCAGGUAUACUUCCGAGUCUUUCCGGCCUUAAGUUAUUCAGGCAUGGAAAAGAGGUCCAUGGCUUCUCCUUAAGACAUGGACUUGACCAGAGCAAGUUUCUAGGGAGUGCAUUUAUUGACUUCUACAGUAGACAAGGAUUCAUAAGGGAGGCAGGAACUGUAUUUGAACUCAUUCCAAAGAAAGAUUUGGUUAUAUGGAAUUCAGUGGUUGCAGCUUAUUGCGUGAAUGGGGAUACAGAUUCUGCACUGUGUGCAUUUAGGGCGCUGCAGAAAGCAGGAUUUAAACCUGAUCAUGUGACUGUUAUUUCAGUUCUUCCAGUAUGCAAUCACCAUUCCAGCUUCAUCCAGGGUAAGGCACUACAUGCUUACGUAAUUAGGCAUGAUAUGAGUUCUAUCUGCUCAGUCAGUAACGCACUUAUAGAUAUGUACUGCAAAUGUUGUUGCCUAGAAAAGGGCAAAGAGAUUUUCCAGCUGAUGACAGAGCGAGAUACUGCCACAUAUAAUACAUUGAUUUCUUCUUUGGGAAAGCAUGGCCAUGAAGAUCAAGCCAUAAUGUUAUUUGAUCAAAUGAAGAGAGAUGGAAUUGCUCCUGACAAAGUCACUUUUGUGGCUCUAUUAUCUUGUUGCAGUCAUGCAGGCCUUACUGAGCAGGGCUUGCACUUUUACGAUUCCAUGUUACAAGACUACAACAUUUCCCCAGAUAAGGAGCAUUACUCAUGUGUUGUUGAUCUUUACAGCAGAUCUGGGAAACUUGACGAUGCUUGGAAGUUCAUUUCAAGUUUGAGGGAAGGGACAGAAAUAGAUAUUCUUGGAUGCCUCUUGGCGGCUUGCAGAGUGCAUAACAGAAUGGAUAUUGCUGAGCUAGUUGCAAAAAGAAUAUUUGAAAAGAACCCCGGUGAUCCUGGCUAUCAUAUUUUGCUGUCCAAUAUAUAUGCUGAUGCUGGAAUGUGGUCUGAUGUGACGAAGAUCAGAACCAUAAUAGAAGAGAGGAGUUUGAAGAAUAAAAUAGGAAACAGUUUGAUUUAAGUUGCUCAGACCCUAAGUUAUGGAUCACAUAUAUUAAUCAGUGUUUUACUAAACCAAGAGAACCACUAAUGGUUUGGUUAGGAAAAUACACCUGAAUAGGCGUUCCAAAAAUGUCAGGCUGUCAUCUAUACUGCCAAUAUUCAGAACUUGAGGAAACCUUAUGGUUAAUUUGUUCCAUAUGAUGGAUAUAGAAUACAAGUUUAUAACUGCUGAUGUGCACAGAUAAUGUCGAGCCUGUGGGAAGGUAUGUCAGAGAAACAGCUACUGUCUUCAGCAAGCUCUUAGAAGAUUUUCUUCAUAGGAAACAAUUCCAUAUCUGUGGAUACAGGCGAAUAAAAGUGUUCGGAAGAAACAGCAACAACCCAGUCCAAGUUUGACGUUCAGAACUCCAGAUGUUGAUGUUUGAUAAGAAAAUGUGGGGCUAUGCAUAUUGGAUUUUGAGGGCAAAAUCAGAAGCCCUUCCGGUAACUAUCUGAAUUAACAAAUGAUCCUUUAAAAUAUCAGUUUUACCAUGAUUCCGAAGCUUGUUCACCAGAGACGCGGCAACUAGAUCAGACGACACAUAGGCCAGGCAUCUAAAUGUAGUCUCUCUCGUCACAGGGUUCAGCGUACUGCAAAGCAUGCUCGUGCUUAAAUCUCUUCAUCUGUUGCUAUCAUACAGCAGCGACAAUGUUUCCAUCAAAUAGCGCCAAAAGCAGAAAGAAUAAAGGGGAUUACAUAAAGCAUUCAGAUUUCUUUUCUGAUUCAAGGUACGAGUACAUGCACAAGGAUAAUCAAUCAGUGGAAUUGUUGAGCCUAGGCAAAAGAGUGGGCUCACUGCAUGUCUACAUCAGAUAGUGGAUGGCCUGCCUAUCUGAUUGUUGCUGCUGUCUGAAGUAUGUGCAGAGGACAACAAGUCGGUCUAUCAUUACAGCUUUUGUUAUAUCCAUUCUGUUUCCUGGAAUUGGUGGGACAAGAGGCUGCUAACUCACUGACUUUAUGUGCGAGGCGGCGAUGCACGCGGAUGCUCCGACUACGCCCGGUUUGACAUACUUCCUAUCGUUACAUUCUUUUUGAAGCAGAAACGCCGCGUUUGAUCAUAUUACUUGUUUCUGGAGAGCUGUAUCUUGUAUGGCACCACUGUUUAAGAAGAGCUUCUGUGACUUUUCAUCUCUUGAAAUGCUUUCAUGGCUCAACUAGUGAUCUCUCCCAGGACUAAAGCACUGUGUUUUUCCAUCUGUUAUUGUUCGACGCCUUUUGCAACUUGGUUCCUUAUAUGGUGUAAGGUUUGACAGGUUGACUUGCAAGAUCCAAGAAAGUAAUGAAAGCAAGUGGGCAUCGUUAUCCUAUCCAGGUCACAUCUGCACACCAACUCUGAACAUUCCAAUGGCCGGUAUGAUUUGGGCCACCUGCCUUCCUGCAACGAUAACUAUCUCCCGCCACAGAAUCUGGGCUUCGAGGAUGGAGCUUGAAUUGAAUGAGUGGAUAUAGAAGGCAAGUUUGUAACUGCUGAUGUGCACAGAUAAUGUUGAGCUUGGGGGAGAUUAUGUCAGAGAAAUAUCUACUGUCUUCAGCAAGCUCUUAGAAGAUUUUCUUCAAAGGAAACAACUCCAUAUCUGUGGAUACAGGCGAGUAAAAGGAUUGUUUUCAUGACUUCACCAAGUACUCUAUUACUGUAAUGCACAGCUGUUGGCAUCAUAAAUCGUUUAUCAAGAAACAAAAUGAUACUUUUGAACUCAGUAUUCGGAAGAAACAGCAACAAUGCAGUCCUAGUUUGACGUCCAGAACUCCAGAUGUUGAUGUUUGCGAAGAAAAUAUGGAGCUAUGCAUAUUGUAUUUUGAGGGCAAAAUCAGAAGCCCUUCUGACGCGGCAACUAGAUCAGGCGACACAUAGGCCAGGCAUCUAAAUGUAGUCUCUCUCGUCACAGGGUUCAUCAUACUACAAAGUAUGUUCAUGCCUAAAUCUCUUCAUUGCUAUCAUACAGCAGCUACAAUGUUUCCAUCAAAUAGUGCCAAAAGCAGAAAGAAUAAAGUGGAUUACGUCAAGCAUUCAGAUUUCUCUUCUUAUUCAAGGUAUGAAUACAUAUACACAAGGAUAAUCAAUUAGUGGAAUGUUGAGCCUAGACAAAAGAGUGGGCUCACCGCAUGUCUACAUCAGAUAGUGGAUUCCCUGCCUAUCUGAUUGUUGCUGCUGUCUGAAGUAUAUGCAGAGGACAGCAAGUUGGCCUAUUAUUACAGCUUUUGUUAGAUCCAUUCUGUUUCCAGGAAUCGGUGGGACAAGAGGCUGCUAACUUACUGACUUUUAUGUCCAUGGCGGCGAUGCAUGCCGAUGCUUCUGGAGAGCUGGGUACACCCGUUUGACAUACUUCCUAUCGUUUCUUACUUUUGAACUCAGAAACGUCGCUGUUUGAUCUUAUUACUUGUUUCUGGAGAGUUGUACUCCCUCUGUAAAGAAAUAUAAGAGUGUUUAAAUCACUACUUUAGUUUCUUACGGAGGGAGUAUCUUGUACGACCCACUGUUCAAGUAGAGCUUCUGUGACUCAUCUCUUGAAGUGAUUUCGUGGAUCAACUAGUGAUGUCUUCAAGGACUAAGCAGACUAAAUCACUGUGUUUUCCACUGCUGUUGUUUUAUCGCCAUUUGUUAAUUUAUUUUGUUCCUUAUGGUGUAAGGUUGACAGGUUGACUUGCAAGAUCCAAGAGAGAAGUGAAAGCAAAUUGGGCAUCAUUAUCCAAUCCAGGUCACAUCUGCACACCAACUCCGAAAGUUCCAAUGGCCGGUAUGAUUUGGGCCACCUACCUUCCUGCAAUGGGCUUCGGGAAUGUAGCUUGAAUGAGUGGCACGCCCAUCCAUGUGGGCAGGGCAGAUGAGGACGAUCUCCUGAUUAUGAGCGAGAGGAGGGGGGAGGGGUGCUGCUGCAAGAGACACACAGGCUUGGACGUUUGCUUGAUCUGAUGAUUCAUUGGCUCAUGACUUGUGCAGUAGCCAAUAGGGGUCUGUCCUGGCCCCAUUCAUGGGCAAUGGCUUGGCGUGCAGCAGCUGCUGCAGCAGGGUAUCCACAUGCUCCGAUACCACCACUUCGGCGUUUGACAUUGUGCUACUAGGUCCAUUCCACAUUGUGUUGAUUUGAUCCUACUCUGUGAAGACGGGUCAGGGCUAGUUUAGUACUGCAUAUGGCCUGGCCUGAAUGCCAUUAUGUAGUUUAUUAUGUUCUGUUUUCUAGUUGUAUGUUCUGGUCUGGGUGAACUGGGGGUGCUGGGUUGAUGGUGGUUUUAGCUAAUGCCCUACACAAACUGAACUUGUCAACAAAAAAUUGAAC
Molecule: messenger RNA, 5522 nt
Organism: Triticum dicoccoides
Lineage: Eukaryota; Viridiplantae; Streptophyta; Magnoliopsida; Poales; Poaceae
Product: putative pentatricopeptide repeat-containing protein At3g01580
Exons: 9
Coding region: 1-2226 (741 amino acids)
Biological process (GO): RNA modification
Cellular component (GO): intracellular membrane-bounded organelle
Molecular function (GO): RNA binding; protein binding
Source: RefSeq, a predicted model, not a curated record